Molecule: messenger RNA, 1429 nt
Organism: Paramuricea clavata
Lineage: Eukaryota; Metazoa; Cnidaria; Anthozoa; Malacalcyonacea; Plexauridae
Source: the annotation of a GenBank genome assembly
AUGUUCCUGUGGCUGAUCGAAGACAAGUUUCCUGGCGCUAAGGACAAGGUUGUUGGCGGUGUGGACAAGGUUCCUGGCGCUGAGUACAAGGUUUCUGGGCCUGAGGAAAAGGUUCCUGGCUCCGAGGUCCUGGUUCCUGACGCUCAGCACAAUGUUCCUGACGCUGAGGGCAAGGUUCCUGGCACUGAAGGCAAGGUUCCUGUCGCUGAGGACGAGGUUUCUGGCGCUGCGGACAAGGUUUCUCGCGCUGAGGGCAAAGUUUCUGACGCUCAGCAGAAAGUUCUUGGCGCUGAAGGCAAUGUUCCUUAUUGGCUGGAUUUGUACGAAAACUACGAGUCUAAAUACCUGCCAAGGUAAGGCUUUUUCAUGCAUAUAAAUGGGACGGAUUAAUGAUUGCCAAUGCUUGCUUUUGAACUCUUUCCAGAUUGUUGCUUAACGCUUGAAGGACAUUUGGAAAAACCACUGAAGCAUACUCUAUCACUGAUCUCGUAACAGCACAAUAUACAGUUACAAUAUCCACACUGCCGUCUAGUAUCUUCUUCAACUUCCUCACUGCGUAUAAUCUCCUAUUCGCUUUCUUUAUUAUUACGGUCACAAUGCAAGGACCAUGUUAGGUUACUAGACAAGUAAACUCCAAGUAGCUCGAGCACUGUUACUACUUUGAUCUGGGUACCAUCAGUAACAAUAGGUUGCCAUGCAGUGGCGUUACUGCCAGUGCACUGGAGGAAGUCGAUAGUCAUAUCUUAACAUUUCUCUGGAUUUAAUUAUUUAAUUUCAUUUUAUUUUGCCAAGAAUAUUAUUGGAUUUCAGAUACAGUAAAUUUUAUCGGCUUCCAUUGUUGUCACAGAAAUUCCUCUGGGAUUUCAGCCUUUUUCCACAGGUAUAUUACAUACUGUAUGUCCUCUGCUGAUAGUGAUACAAAGUCAGAACUGAGGCUAUGGAAGAACUCAUUAAUUCUCUCGCACAAUUUCUCAGUCUUGUUUUCAGUGUCUCCGUCAAUAAGAUGUUUAAACCACUGUCCUUUUCUUUCGGUCAAACCAGAGAGAUUUUGUACUGUUUUCCACAACUUACUUGCAUUAGUAUCCUUUAGAUUUUAACUUUAAUAUCAUAGAAUAAUUUCUUAGCAUGUUUAAUUGCAUAUUGAAAUUUGUUUCUCCUCAGUUUGAAUGAUGGAGUAUGCUUGCCAUGUUGAGCUGGCACUUUUGUCUUCUCUUAAUUCAGGGCCCAUUCAGAGGCAUGCACCUUAACAUCAGAUCUCAUAGCUGGGACACACUCCACAGAGCAAUCACAAUAUGGUGAAUACAGUACACUGCAUACUAUUGAAAGAAAAAAAACACAUAAGGACAAAGCUUAUCGAGAAGUGAGCAAUCGUCCAACCCUUGGUUUACUUUGUGGACCCUGCACGCAUGCAAAAUACAUUGGAAUAUAA